UUUCCUGUUGCGGAAGGUCAGAACUCAAUGGAGUAAAAACCAGAAAAUCAACAAAACACGACGUCACAGUCUAGUUAUACAGUUUUAACGUUUUACGUAACAAAAUUCUAUAUGAUAGGAAGUUUGCGCCUUAAUUUUUGUCAUUGCCACCCUUUCUCUACUUCACUUCCCACACAUUCAAUUCAAUUCAAUUGUUUGUAAUAACGUUAAGUCUCUUCUUCAUCUCACUAUCUUCUCCUUCCUCUUCUUCUCUCAGUUUGCAUUAAUGGCUGAAGAUUGUACAUGAAAGGGUGAAAAAAAUAUUGGUUCUUGGAGUUUUUGGUGAAGUUUCAAUGGUUGUGGAGGUGAAUAAGGUGACGGGAUUAUAGCUGUUUAGAGAAUGUGAAGCCGGGUUUGUGAUUAUUUAAUGCCAAGUUUUGAGAAAAUCGAUGGAGGUUUAGAGUUUCAAGGAGCACCCAUUUACGAUAUUAAUCAAGGCUCCCUGAAUCUUGCAUUAUCAUAAUCCCACUCGCAUCUGCUUCAGACUUAAAGAUGAGCAACAACAUUCACUGAAUUCAAGGCUUGUAAUUAAGAUAGUAAUCAAAUUAAGUAAUUGAAUUGGAGAGGAUGUGUAAAGUGGAGAAGAGUAAUGAGAAGUGUGAGUGCAGGAAAAAGCAGUGGGAGAUAUUGGGGUUUAAGUACUUUCUGGGUAAAAAUAAUAAGGGGGAGAAGAUGAAGUGUUCUGCAAAUGCAAUGGCAAUGGGGGCUUCAAAUUCAAAGUCUCGGAUUAAGUUGUGGGUGAUAAGAGCAAUCAUAACGAUUUUGCUAUGGACUUGUUUUGUUCAGUUAAUGACAUUGAGGGAGAUUUUGGGGCCAAGAUUGCUGAAGGGUUGGCCUUCUUCUUUCACCCAUUCUGAUUUGUCUUUGUCUGCUGAAUUGUCUUCUCUUCCCACUGAAGCAGUUCUUCCACCAAAGAGGAUUUAUAAGAACAAUGGCUAUUUGAUGGUUUCUUGCAAUGGAGGACUCAAUCAAAUGCGGGCUGCAAUUUGUGACAUGGUCGCCAUUGCUAGGUACUUAAAUGUCACUCUUAUUGUCCCAGAGCUUGAUAAAACUUCAUUCUGGAAUGAUCCAAGUGAGUUCCAAGACAUUUUUGAUGUUGAACAUUUCAUAUCUUCAUUGAGAGAUGAGGUUCGCAUAUUGAAAGAAUUGCCACCAAGGCUUAAAAGAAGAGUUGAACUGGGAAUGUUCUACUCAUUGCCUCCCAUUAGUUGGUCUGACAUUUCUUACUACCAUAAUCAGAUUCUUCCUCUGCUGCAAAAGUACAAGGUUGUACAUCUAAACAAAACUGAUGCAAGGCUUGCUAACAAUGGACUACCUAUUGAGAUUCAGAAGUUGCGGUGCCGAGUGAAUUUCAAUGCGCUGAGAUUUACUUCCCAGAUAGAGGAAUUGGGGAAAAGGGUUGUGAGGAUUUUGAGGGAAAAGGUCCCAUUUCUGGUACUUCAUCUCAGAUAUGAAAUGGACAUGUUAGCUUUUUCUGGAUGCACUCAUGGCUGCAGUAGUGAGGAGGUUGAAGAACUCACCAGAAUGAGAUAUGCUUAUCCAUGGUGGAAGGAAAAACUGAUAAACUCUGAGGUGAAAAGGAAAGAAGGUUUGUGCCCUUUGACACCAGAAGAAACAGGCAUAGUUUUAACUGCAAUAGGCAUCGAUCGCAAUGUUCAAAUUUACAUUGCUGCUGGGGAAAUAUAUGGUGGAGAAAGAGGGAUGGCAACUUUGGCAAAGGCUUUUCCUAAUUUGGUUAGAAAAGAGACUCUACUGGGACCAUCAGAUUUGAAGCUUUUCCAAAAUCAUUCUUCACAAAUGGCGGCACUAGAUUACCUUGUAUCCCUGGAGAGUGAUAUAUUUGUUCCUACAUAUGAUGGAAACAUGGCUAAAGUUGUUGAAGGCCAUCGCAGAUACUUGGGGUUCAAGAAGACAAUUUUAUUGAACAGAAGGCUUCUGGUUGAUUUAAUUGACAGAUACAAGAAUGGUUCAAUGAGCUGGGAUGAGUUCUCCCUCACUGUGAAGGAAGCUCAUGCUGAUCUAAUGGGCAGCCCAAAGCUACGAGCAGUAAUUCCAGAUAAACCGAAGGAAGAAGACUACUUUUAUUCCAAUCCACAUGAAUGUUUUCAGUUGUUUGAUGAACCAUUCAGAAACACAUGAAUUUGGUCAUGCCAGUGAGAUGACUGCUCAUUUUUCACGCAAGUUAUCAAGCACAGUGCCCAUAAUCCUGCUCUUGAAUUCUAAGAGAACUUAGGCUCGAGUCUGGACAAUCUACAGAAGGGUCACUAAAAAAUAUUUACAAUAAAUCAUACAUUGAACCUGCUGAUUCAUGUAUAGAGUGCAGGGCCAAUAAGACUACAACAGAUCAUCUGCUUUGUACAGAGGGAAAGAAAACACAGUUUUCUUUAUUUGUAUAUACUUUCUUCGGCAUGAAACAUGCAUAAAAUUGAAAUAAAAAGAAGUUUGACAAGUGAUCUCUGUUCAAACAGUUUCUAUUGGUUGAAUGUGA
Molecule: messenger RNA, 2527 nt
Organism: Mangifera indica (mango)
Lineage: Eukaryota; Viridiplantae; Streptophyta; Magnoliopsida; Sapindales; Anacardiaceae
Product: rhamnogalacturonan I rhamnosyltransferase 1-like
Exons: 8
Coding region: 607-2178 (523 amino acids)
Cellular component (GO): cytoplasm
Source: RefSeq, a predicted model, not a curated record